AUGGCGUCAUCGCCUCGCGCCGCACGUCGGCGAGGUAACGCGUGGUUUUGGCGCCCGCGUGGAGUCCGGACUCGUGGCUCAGCUGUCUCCAUGGCCGCCUCGGAGCAGCCGACUGCGGCGAUGAAGCGGCGGCACAAGGCGCAGUACGUGCCGGGGCAGCAGGUCAAGCGGCCCCGGGGCGGCGGUGGGCCGCGGCAGCUGGAGCUCGGCAUGCAGGGCAUCCUCAUCACCUGCAACAUGAACGAGCGCAAGUGCGUGGGGGAGGCCUACAGCCUGCUCAACGAGUACGGGGACCUGCUCUACGGGCCCGAGAAGUUUACAGAUCAAGAUGGCAGGUUGUCAGGAAGUGAAGAGGAGGAAGAUGAUGUUGAAGCUGCCUUAAAGAAAGAAGUUGAUCAGAUUCGCACUUCGACUGAACAGAAGCUGAGAAGAUUCCAGUCAGUGGAGAGUGGAGCUAACAAUGUGGUCUUUAUUAGAACGCUGGGUGUAGAACCCGAGAAGCUCGUGCAUCAUAUAUUAAAGGACUUGCACACUACUAAAAAGAAGAAAACAAGAGUUAUUCUGCGCAUGUUGCCCAUUUCUGGAACCUGCAAGGCUUUUGUGGAAGAUAUGAAAAAGUAUUCAGAGACCUUCUUUGAGCCAUGGUUUAAAGCCCCUAAUAAGGGUACUUUUCAGAUUGUUUACAAAGCUCGUAAUAACAGUCACAUGAGUAGAGAAGAAGUAAUCAAAGAAUUGGCAGGAAUAGUGGGCAGCCUAAAUCCAGAAAACAAAGUGGAUCUUAAUAACCCCCAGUAUACCAUUGUGGUAGAAAUAAUAAAAAACGUCUGUUGCUUGAGCGUGGUGAAAGACUAUGUUUUGUUCAGAAAAUAUAAUCUACAAGAGGUGGUGAAGAGCAACAAGGAGGAACCAGUGCAGCAAAACCUGUUGAGUGCUUCACAAGAGGAGACGUUGAAAGAAAUAAAACUGGCAGAAGAGGACUCUAAAGAAGUGAAACCAGAAGACAAAGAUCAGAGUGAAGAGGAAUCUAAGCCCAAUGAGAGCGACAGUCAGCAGGCAUAGAGAAUGUGCUGGAAGGGGAAGACCAACACUAAAGAUCACUGUAGAAUAGACUGGCUUAGAGUUUUGAAAUGGACAUUUAAACGGGAGCUUAAUUUUUUAUUUUAAAUUUGCCUUUUAAAAUAACCAAUUAUUUAAAAAAAAAAAAAAAGUCAUGCUCCAUCCUGUCUUUGCUAUUGGAGCCAAUGUUGCAGCACACAGUGUCAGAGAAUGGUGAUAUUUAUCACUUAAACUCUUCAGCCUGAUUCUCCAAUGCCUUCCAUCUUGUGUGGUCAUAUAUCUGUGCAAUGUGUAUGUAAAUUGUUACCAGUCUUAUCUAGUAGCAUUUUACACCCACUUACCACAUGUAAAUAACUACCAUAGGGUGCCGGGCUGACUCAACCCCUUUGCCUCUAGACAUUCUGAGAAGCCAGUGGCAGAGGCAGGAUUGAGAGGUCUGGAAAAGGACAGGAUUUUGCAAGGGGAUUUAUUUGAAAAUACAGUGCCAUUUUGUUUUGGCGACGUGACAUGACUUUGCAUACUAUGUAAACCUUGUCUUAUUAAAUACAGAAUGAGCCAAAAGCACCUGACUUUCUGUAUGUUGUUCAGAUGUCUACAAAGACUAGUUUAGAAUACAUUAACAUGUCUUUCAAAUAUGUUGGGUGGAGAAGAGGAAUUGCCACCAUCAAAAUAACUCAGUAUUAUAAGCAAACCUCUCCCUCACCCUUCUCCUUCAAAUUCCUGUAAUUGUCUAGAACAGACAGAUGCCAGUGGCACUCCUUUAUUUAAGUUUGAUGUUUUUAUUAAAUAGUCUCAUUCAUUGGUUUUAUUUUUUUAUUAGCUGUGCUCAUGUUUGAGUUAAACCUCCUUCUUAAACUUCUUGAUGUGAAAGCAGCUCUCUGUAUUACACAGCAUCUAGUAGAAAAAGCUUAACUUUUUGUGUGGUUUCAAUUUUACAAAAUGAGGGUUUUGCCUCAGUUUGAAAAUAGCAUCUGAAUUUUUCCUCUUCCUAUAACAUUUAACUUAUCAUUGAUAAGUUACAGUAUCAUUUUUACAAAGACUAGAAACCCAGAUUAAAAAGAAAACCUAUUUUAAUGUAGUGCGGCUGUAGCUUGUUUUCUAAUAGUAUUGUUGCUUUACACUUUUUGUACAAGUGUAUGGCUUAGGUGUUUCAUGAUACACCUACAGCUUAAACCUAUUGGUGUCACUAAUCGAAAAGCAUUUGCUCCAAAUAACACCAGCUGGCUUGAUCAUGAUUUAAUGAAAAGGACAUGGUCUUACGAGUUUUGUUUUAUGAUCUCUAGUGUUUGUAAAACUGUUUUAAGUUUGAAAAUUAAAAAAAAUCCUUCCCUA
Malaclemys terrapin pileata is the source of this 2388-nucleotide messenger RNA. RefSeq names its product THUMP domain containing 1 (gene THUMPD1). Lineage: Eukaryota; Metazoa; Chordata; Testudines; Emydidae. The transcript is spliced from 4 exons. The record is from RefSeq and is a predicted model, not a curated record. Gene Ontology annotation, biological process: tRNA modification. Bases 1 to 1059 code for a protein of 352 amino acids. Gene Ontology annotation, molecular function: RNA binding.